CCUCGCCAUGGCUCGUACCAAGCAGACGGCCCGCAAGUCCACCGGCGGAAAGGCUCCCCGCAAGCAGCUGGCCACCAAGGCGGCCCGCAAGAGCGCGCCGGCCACGGGCGGCGUGAAGAAGCCGCACCGCUACCGGCCCGGCACCGUGGCGCUGCGCGAGAUCCGCCGCUACCAGAAGUCCACCGAGCUGCUGAUCCGCAAGCUGCCCUUCCAGCGCCUGGUGCGCGAGAUCGCGCAGGACUUCAAGACCGACCUGCGCUUCCAGAGCUCGGCCGUCAUGGCGCUGCAGGAGGCCUGCGAGGCCUACCUCGUGGGGCUCUUCGAGGACACCAACCUGUGCGCCAUCCACGCCAAGCGCGUCACCAUCAUGCCCAAGGACAUCCAGCUGGCCCGUCGCAUCCGGGGCGAGCGCGCCUAGAUUCCCUGUCCC
Messenger RNA from Suncus etruscus (white-toothed pygmy shrew), 430 nucleotides. Its product is annotated as histone H3.1. Gene Ontology annotation, cellular component: nucleosome. The coding region runs from base 8 to 418 and encodes 136 amino acids. The record is from RefSeq and is a predicted model, not a curated record. The transcript has a single exon. Gene Ontology annotation, molecular function: protein heterodimerization activity; DNA binding; structural constituent of chromatin. NCBI's taxonomy places the organism in Eukaryota, Metazoa, Chordata, Mammalia, Eulipotyphla, Soricidae.